AUAGGUGUCACUACCCGUUAGUAAAUAGAAAAAAAGUACUCGUCUGAGUCGUCUCCUCUCUCGUUUGUUCCAGUCUGGUUUGCUUUCUCGAACUUGAAAAGAAAUCUACUAUUUGAAAAUACCUGAUUUUCGAGGAUUUAGAUGUUUGUGCAAAUCUGUCGUAGCACGUUUUAAUGUUCGUAGACGUUUGCACAACGUCUACAUUAUCAAAUGGAGGAAAAACAAGACAUUCUUGAAGAAUUAACACUUCCAGGCAAUGUUACUGCAAAAGAUGUGGAAUUUAAGGUAGUUUUUAACAAAAAGAAAUAUGAUGUUAUCUUCAAUCUGGAUUCCACAAUUGCUCAGUUAAAGGAACAUUUGCACACCAUCAUUGGUGUACCAAAAGAAAUGCAAAAACUCAUGGUCAAAGGCCUUGCUCAUGAUGACAAAUCCUUAAGAGAUUCUGGAAUUAUUUCAGGAUCGAAAGUUAUGGUCAUUGGGUCAACAUUUGAUGAUGUUUUAGCUCUCUCUCAUCAAACAGCAACAUGGAUCCCUGAAGAUAAAUUGAAACCAGCAAGUGCUAUUAAAGAACCAUUGUGUCAUCAGAAAAUACAUAAAAAAGUUUUGGACAAAGGACUACCUGAGGAUGUUAUGCCUGGUGUUAAGAAUGCCAAAGAAGGAUUACCACCUCAUCCAUUGAAUGGGAUGUGCAGCCGAGGCAAAGUAAGAUUGACAUUCAAGAUGGAAAAUGACCAAAUCUGGAUAGGAACAAAAGAAAGGACAGAGAAAAUCAGCAUGUCAUCAAUAAAAACCAUUGUGAAUGAGCCAAUAGAAGGACAUGAAGAAUACCACAUUAUUGGAAUUCAGCUUGGUCCUACUGAAGCUUCAAGAUAUUGGAUCUAUUGGAUACCAUGUCAAUAUGUGGAUGCAAUAAAAGAAACUAUUUUAGGGAAGUGGCAUUAUUUUUGAUUAAAAGAUAUGUUCAAUUUCUGGAAAUUGUCACUUGAUUCAAUACUAUUUAUAACUUUUUCUGCUAAUAUAAAUUGAUGAGUUGAGUAUUUCUUAAAUAACAUUUCUAAAUAUGUA
Daphnia pulicaria is the source of this 1065-nucleotide messenger RNA. Its product is annotated as ubiquitin domain-containing protein UBFD1-like. Gene Ontology annotation, molecular function: cadherin binding; RNA binding. Bases 211 to 948 code for a protein of 245 amino acids. The record is from RefSeq and is a predicted model, not a curated record. NCBI's taxonomy places the organism in Eukaryota, Metazoa, Arthropoda, Branchiopoda, Diplostraca, Daphniidae. The transcript is spliced from 7 exons.